Messenger RNA from Knipowitschia caucasica, 639 nucleotides. The record is from the annotation of a GenBank genome assembly. Lineage: Eukaryota; Metazoa; Chordata; Actinopteri; Gobiiformes; Gobiidae.
AUGGGAAAAAUCCAAGAGUAUGAAAAGGUAUUCACCGAUACUAGAGAUGAGGCGUUAGAGUACAAGAAGGAAUCCGCGGCUUUACUGGAAACUCAAAAAGCAAAGUACAUGAGACAGAUCUCCAAACAGAGGGAGACGCACAAGAAUACAGUCCACCAUUUAAAGAGUGAAGUCCAACUGCUUCAGAAUGAACUCGACACCAAGGUGACUGAUUUGACUCAAGCGCUGCAGCUGACACAAAACUCGUUCGAACAACUGAAGCAGCAGAGCUCUGAGAAGAUCGCUGAACAGGCCACGCAACUUCAGCAGAAAAAGGAAAAAAUCAGUUUCCUUCUCAAAGAUACUAAGCUACAGGUUAAAUUUACUGAGUCAAAAGUGAGAGAAGAAACUGAGGAUAUCAUUAAUAACUACCAUCCUCGAAUCACCCUGUUGGAGAAAGAUGUAAAAGAGUAUAAGGAGGCUUUCGAGCAACAGAAAACAGAAAUUGAGAAUCUUAAAAAGGAUGGUGAACAAAAAUACAAAAUUAUCUGUAUGCAGGAAAAGGAGAUUAAGUACCUUCGGGAAGAUAUUAAGAAUAUAAAGGACCAGCUGGACGAAGAACAGACCCUCAAUGUAAGGAUGGAAUUGAAAAUCAGUUAA